AUGCAAUCCUCAAAUUAUACGCGAAAAAUCGGUGUCUGCUGCUCACAUCUAUCUAUCUAUCUAUCUAUCUAUCUAUGUUUUUGUUUCUCUUUUACAACCCUUUGCCUUUCUUUCUCUCCAUGCUCUUUCGCUUUCGUUUCUGAUUUCCAUCACCUUCUCUAUCUUUCUCUUCAUCUUCUCUCGCUUUCGUUUCUCAUUCCCAUCUCCUCUUUCUUUCUUUCUUUCUUUCUUUCCAUCCUCUCUCUCUUUUGUUUCUCAUUCCCAUCACCUUCUCUUUCUUUCUCUUUAUCCUCUCUCUCGCUUUUGUUUCUCAUUCCCAUCACCUUCUCUUUCUUUCUCUCUAUCCUCUCUCUCAUUGUUUCUCAUUUCUAUCACCUUCUCUUUCUUUCUCUUUAUCCUCUCUCUCGCUUUUGUUUCUCAUUCCCAUCACCUUCUCUCUCUUUCUCUCUAUCCUCUCUCUCAUUGUUUCUCAUUUCUAUCACCUUCUCUUUCUUUCUCUAUAUCCUCUCUCUCUUUCGUUUCUCAUUUCCAUCACCUUCUCUUUCUUUCUCUAUAUCCUCUCUCUCUUUCGUUUCUCAUUUCCAUCACAUUCUCUUUCUUUCUCUCUAUCGCCUCUCUCCUUCGUUUCUGAUUUCCUCUUUCCUUCACGCUAUCCUCUCUGGUUUUCGCUUCUUAUUCCCAUCUCCUCUCUUUCUUUCACUCCAUCCUCUCUAA
Molecule: messenger RNA, 714 nt
Organism: Acanthosepion pharaonis
Lineage: Eukaryota; Metazoa; Mollusca; Cephalopoda; Sepiida; Sepiidae
Source: the annotation of a GenBank genome assembly